UAAUCCUCAUCCUCCAACAGUACUCCGUAUUCUGACCUUUGGCAAAAUACAAUGGUGGUAGCGCGACAACAGGAAUGGACGCCAAGUCGCUCCAGGCCUUAUGAUCAUACUAUGUGGGCCUUAUGAAGAUCAGGGUUGUAUGCCCAGCCCGUCGAGGGUGACAUGGUGCGUUGCCGAUUUUUUUUCCUCUUGCAGGGUAUAGAAGACGUGGCUGCCCUCAGUAUUACUCUCUUCUCCCGCUCUAACUUUAUUGACAUACCACGCUGCUUAAAGUUGACUACGUCGUCAUGAGUUUUUUUAGUCGUCUAAGGGUUGACCCGACCGCGGGUCAGCCUGAAAUUCUGCGCAGCGAGACCUCGCCCGGCAUUGAAAAGACUGUACCAAGGGGCGAACCAAAGGUUCUCAGCGCUGAUCAGUCGAGAAAUAUCAAAUCUGUUGCGUCGGAGGAUUCUGACAAUCAUGAUGAGCUCGUACACACGGAUAUGCAAACAGGUAUUCAGAAGGUAGAGGGAAUGGCCCAAGUCUGGCCCAAAUGGGCGCUAUACUUCACUUAUCUCUGGGUCUGGGUGAUCUACUUUAUCGAUGCAUUUGAAGGCCCAACUGGUUGGCAGUUGACACCAUACGUGACCAGCGAGUUCUCUUUGCAUGGUUUAACUGCCAUCACCGGGGUUGUGGCUCAGUUGGUAGCUGGGCUUUCCAGGCUGCCCCUGGCCAAGCUAAUUGAUGUUUGGGGACGCCCCGAAGGUCUCGCACUAUGCGUAGUCUUCAUGACCCUUGGAUCAAUUAUGAUGGCAGCCACCACGAAUGUUCAGAUGUAUGCUGCAGCGGAAGUCUUCAGUCAAGCAGGUGGAAACAACCGAAACUACAUCCUAAGCGUCCUUCUCGCCGACACCUCUCAGCUCAAGAAUCGGGGUCUUAUUUUUGCCUACAUUGCCUCACCGUACCUCAUCACAACAUUCACGUCUGGAUACUUUGUACGGUCCAUGCUUAAUGGUCCUGGAUGGCGUUGGGCCUUCGGCAUAUUUUCCAUUCUCCAUCCAGUGCUCAACCUGCCCCUGAUCAUUUUGUUAAUCUACUAUCAGAACAAAGCUUGCAAGAUGGGCAUUGUGCCAGUCAGGAACUCAGGCCGGACCCUUUUACAGUCGAUCAGGUUCUACGCCAUUGAGUGCGAUGCUUUUGGGUUGCUCCUCGCCGUUUCUGGGUUGGCGCUUUUCUUGCUGCCGUUCAGCCUUUUCCCAUAUCAGGGCUCCACUUUAUCAGAGCAAUGGUCGUCUGCUCUAGUCCUCUCAAUGCUGAUCGUUGGCUUUGUUAUCAUUGUGGCCUUCGUCAUCUGGGAAUGGAAGUUCGCACCGGUUACAUUCAUCCCGUUCCACUUGCUCAAAGAUCGCACCAUCCUCGGAUGUGCUUUGCUCUCUAUGAUUUUGUUCAUUGAGUUCUACAUCUGGAAUACUUAUUUUGCGUCGUUCCUCCAGGUGGUGCCGGCAUUGACUGUCGUGCAAACAGGAUACGUCCUCAACAUUUAUACCAUGGGUGCUUGCUUUUGGAGUUUCAUCUCUGGUAUCAUCCUCCGAUAUACAGGUGACUUCAAAUGGCAAGCCCUCUUCUUUGGAAUGCCGCUCACACUCCUCGGUGUCUCGCUGAUGAUAGUUUUCCGCCAACCAGACGUCAACAUUGGCUAUAUCGUCAUGUGUCAGAUACUUAUUGCCUUUGGGGGCGGGACUCUCGUUAUUACGGAGCAAGUUGGCGCUAUGGCAGCUACCACUCAUCAAUACUUUGCAGUGGUCUUGGCUAUCUUGUCAGUCUUCACUUCCAUCGGCGGCGCUGUCGGAUCUUCUGUUGCUGGAGCAGUUUGGGGAGGAACUUUCUCCACAGACCUUGCGCGAUUCUUACCUCCCGAGAGCCAAGCCAAUGCCACUACAAUUGCCGGUGAUCUAACUGUUCAGCUUAGUUAUCCCUUAGGUGAUCCGACGAGAAUCGGAAUUCAGAAUGCCUAUGGUAACUCCCAGAGGAUUAUGUUGAUUGCAGCGACAGCAAUCACUGCGUUAGGCUUUCCGGCUAUCUUGAUGUGGCGAGCCAUCGACACCAGGCAAAGAAAGCAGGUCAAGGGCAGAGUUCUUUAGCUUAUAGCACUCUUUUCUUGUCGAUACAAUAGGUGGAAAAGGGCAACUCAAUGACGUCGAAAGAGCAAGUAAUCUAGAAUACCCUCAGCUUGGAAGACGUGUCAUGAAGACUGUCGUGUGUAGCGAUGAAUUUUAUUACUGGCAACUCUAUCACUCGGGCACAUAAUCAUCACCUCGGCAACAAUCUGCAGC
Exophiala mesophila is the source of this 2312-nucleotide messenger RNA. RefSeq lists its product as uncharacterized. Gene Ontology annotation, molecular function: transmembrane transporter activity. The record is from RefSeq and is a predicted model, not a curated record. The coding region runs from base 288 to 2120 and encodes 610 amino acids. The transcript is spliced from 4 exons. NCBI's taxonomy places the organism in Eukaryota, Fungi, Ascomycota, Eurotiomycetes, Chaetothyriales, Herpotrichiellaceae. Gene Ontology annotation, biological process: transmembrane transport.